Linum trigynum is the source of this 4321-nucleotide messenger RNA. NCBI's taxonomy places the organism in Eukaryota, Viridiplantae, Streptophyta, Magnoliopsida, Malpighiales, Linaceae. The record is from the annotation of a GenBank genome assembly.
AAUGAUUUGGUUCCACUACAAAACCCUGACCUGCAAAACCAUGCAAAGCCCAAUCGUACCAUAACAUGUGUGAUACGAUGAGACAACACGAUUAUACGUCGUAUCAUCAUAUCAAGAUAUCGAUAUACAAUAAUACGAUCAACUUUUGCAUGUCGAAAUUUUGUAACCGGUCCACUCACUUAAAAAUGGCUUCUUAAGAAUUUUUACUUUACUUCACCAAAAAAAACGUAGUUAUUAAUCUACGGUCACAUGUCACAAAUGAUGUUUUCAAAUUUGAUCUUAACCAUAAAAGAGUUUUGAAAAGGAGUUGGGAUUUGGGACGCAACCGCCUAAGUUAAAAAUAAUAAUUAAAAGGUAAAUACAAUUUAAUAUCAAAACCUUUCAUUUUAAACAAUAUAAUAGUCAAACCUUUUCGAAAACAAUCUAAUAUCCAAAUCGUCAACUUUCAAUUCGUUUGACCGUUAGUUGACACUUCAAAAAAGUUCGAAGUACGACGCUUCAUCAAUAUCCGUCGAUAUCUUCUCUGAAAAACCACCAACAUAUCGUGGUUCCAAACCCGAGAAGUCCAUGACUCCACCAUGAUGCUAUAGAAUAUCUAAAUAUUCAGUCAUCUGCAAUGCCAAAACAAGAAAACAAAGUUGUAUUGUGACAAUUUCCCCUAAACAAAGCUUUUUUGAAGUGUCAACCAACGGUCAAACGGACGGAAAGUUGACAAUUUGGAUAUUAUAUUGUUUUCGAAAAAGUUUGGCUAUUAUAUUGUUUAAAAUGAAAGGUUUGGAUAUUAAAUUGUAUUUACCCUAAUUAAAAAGGCUAAAUUUUCCCAAACUAACCGACGCAGCAGCCGUGGAAAGUUAAAAAAAUAAUAAAAAUAUGGCAAAUACCGAAACUAACUGGGAGCCUUCAAGGCUUACGUGGACAGGCUUAUUUCUGAAAGCAUUUUAAUAUAUUAUGUUUUUAGUUAAAAAAGUUCUUCAUUAUGGUCCCCACUAUAAUUACCUUUUCAUUUUUGGUCAUUGACCGUUCAUUUUCUUUAAGUUUGUCCUAUGUGGCACUGAACUGUAAUUUUUUACCUUUAAAAUUAGGGAUGACAACAGGUCGGGGGCAGAUAGUGCAUAUCCGUUAUCAUGUCCAUAGUAGUUUAGGUUUUAUCCUCACUCAUACCCACUUAAGGAUCGGAUAGAAAAUCAAAACUAUGCCUAUUACUGUUCGGGUUCAGGUAUCCACGAGUAAUAAUUCAUCUUCAAAACUUCAACCAACAUGUUAACGUUUAUACUAUACUCACAUUGCAUAAGCGGAAAAGUAUGAUAGUAAUUCACUAGAAUGAAAAAAAAUUAAUCUCAACACUACAAAUUUCAUGGAAAUAUUAUAUUUUUAUGCUAAAUAUAAAAUAUAUUGAAAAAAAUAAUGGUCAUUCACUCAUUCCUAUGUAACUGCUUCAAGUUUGGAUGACCUAAACGAUUAUAGCAAAGAUCGGUUCUCGAUUGACCAGGGCAGUCUGCCUCCUUCCACCCAGCUGGGGUUGGGUCGGCGACCUAGCCCAAUCCAGCACCCGGAGGACCUGGGUUGGCCCACUUGCCUCUGUGGCCCGCUAGGCUUAUUUCCUCUUCUUCCCGUCCAUUGUCUGGGCCCAAAUGGCCCAACUCUCUUUCCGCUUCUCACCCGCGAACUCCUCGGUCGCGUGGUGGAUAUGGCCCUCCCCCACAACUCACGGACUCGUAUCCCGUCAGCUUUCCCUUUCCACGAGUUGCAACGAUCUCUUGGGACCAGAGAUGGCAAUGAGUCGGGUUGUGGCGGGUUUUGUCAAACCCAAACCCAAAUUCAUGGGUUUAUUCGUCAAAAAAAUUUGGGAUAAAUCCCGUUGGGUUUGAAUAACUCAAACCCAACCCAACCCGCUGGGUAUCCGCGGGUUCAUGGGUACCCGUGGGUUUUUGUGGUAAAAAAUUUACAAUAACAAGUUCCUUUCAAAAUAAAAGUUUAACAUCAAUUUUCUCAUACAAAUUAUUCAUACAAAAAGCACCAAUGUAGAGCAUACAAGCAAACCGCAAAUGAUCAAUACAAAUUGUUCAAAAUUAAAGAUAAACAUCUAUAAACAAUAAGAUUAAUUAAAAGUUUCUUCCUCGUCAACUAAAUUUCUUCACUCUCCACUUCAUAAUAUCAACUUCAUUCUAAACAAUUAUAAAGAACAAAUUAUACAUGUCUCCACAAACAUAAAGAAUAUUAGUUGUUUAAGAAAGAUAUAUUAUUUAGAAUAUUAAAUAUAUCGGGAAAGUAAUUAUAUGUGUGUGUGCGAGUAUCCAUGGGGCGGGUUUACCUAAACCCAAACCCGACCCAGUGAAUAUGUGUGUGGGCGAGUACCCGUGGGUUCGGGUUUUGUUGCCAUUCCUACUUGGGCCAUGGGUGUGGCUACCAAGACCGCCCCACCAUCCGGCCCGAUGGAACCCUUGGCUCUUAGGCGCGCGUAGCCCCUACGUCGACCAUGGUCUCCACCCCGCCGCGAUACGCAUGAAUGAGUGACUACCUCGAUGCACUCAUAUGAAUGAGUGCGUGCAACUCAAAAACUAGUAUUAAGGUGUCGGAUUUUGAGUGACUACUUCGGUGCACUCACAUGAAUGAGUGUAAUAUGAUGAUAUAACAUAUGAUAACAACUAAUUAGCGGAUUAUCCUAAGCCCUUGACCUCCAAUUUUGAGUUUUAUCCCUAACCCCCAAAUUGGAAACCCUAACUCUAAAUCUCUAAACUCUUAAUUAUUCAAUUUAAAGUAAAUAUUUAAUGGUUUUGUUGCAAAUUCAUGUGCGUUAUUGUUCAUCACAUCAUAAGUGAUGAUUGACAUCAUUUUGACAUAAAUCGCAUGUUUAAAAUGACAGUUAUGAAACGAGUGCACUGAAUGCAACCAAAAAAGUGAGUGCACCGUGUACGCCACUAUAUAUAUAUAUAUAUAUAUAUAGUGGCGUAUGCGGUGCACCCGCCUCAUAAUUAUCAUUCUGAGCAUGCGAUUCGUGUCAAAACGGUAUCAAUUGUUGUUUAUGAUAUUAUGAACAAUAAGCACAUGAAUUUGAAAAUAAAAUCAUUCAAAAUUUACUUUAAUUCGAAGGAUUUGGGAUUUAGGGUUAGGAUUUAGGUUUACAAUUUGGGAUUUUGGGUUGGGAAUCAAAAUUGAAGGUUAAGGGGUUAGGGUAAUAGAUUGAUUUGUUAUGAUUCUAUGUCAUAUCAUCAUAUUAGAUUGAGAGUACUAAUUAAAGUUCAAAAGUUGAUGUAUUAUAGACACUUUUAGAGUUGGAUGCACUUAACCCAAAAAAGUGAGGGCGCCGAAGUAGCCACCUAUAUAUAAUGUAAAGUUUGUGUUAUACUUAUACACUAGUUCGUUUAUAACAACAUUGCUUUGAAGUUUGAAGAUAACGACAAUGGCCGCGGUUUUGCUGACCCGAGUUGUCUUGAACUCUGUUAUUAUCCCGCCCGCGAAGGGAAACAAAGAGAACAAGAGGGGGAAAAUGUGGAGAAGCGGGAGCAUUUCCAUUAGCCUACCACUUUCAUGGCGCCCUCAGCUCCCGCCGCCGCCUGAAGUAAUGCUCCUCAACAGCAGCAAAUGCGUCAUCGAUUCCGCCAGCGGGAGCCAUCUUCACUUCCGCUCCAAAUCAGUAGUACUGCUCGUCCAAUGUACGCUCAACCCGGGAGCAGGAGCAGGAUCAGACGACGAUCUUUCUAUUUCCCAACAGCCCAACAGUGAGGUUGAGCUUGAGGAAGACAAAGGGAUCUGGAGCAAAUGGAAGGCGAAUUCCGCAGAAAUGAGCUCGAAGCUUGCCAAGCUCGGGCUAGCAGCUGUACUGGCGUACGGGCUGUUCGACGGAGUGACGUACACGACUUUCUUCGUGCUGGCGUUCCUCGGGUACGAGAAGAGCACAGGCAAGAACCCUGCCGCCAAUCUUCAGGCCCUCCUUGGGAUUGUGAUCUUGAUGUGGACGGGGAACAAUGUCACGAGGCCGUUCCGGGUCGCUGGAGCUGCGGCGCUGGCGCCACUGAUUGACAGAGGAUUGAAGAGGAUACAGAGCUACUUCAAGUUCCCCAGCCUUGUGUAUGCGUUUGCUCUUGUGGCCUCCAUCGUGGCCGCAGCCAGCGGGACAGUAGUCGGCUUGCUCAUCCUCUCCAGAUGGGGGAAAUGAAAUGAACCAAGGGAGAUUUCCUUUUCGAAAUGGAUGAAUAAUAGAUGCAACAAGUGUUUCGAUAUUUAUAAGAUAACGCCUCUGAACGAAUUAGUCCAUGUUUCUACAACAAUUUCUCCAGACUGCCAAAAACGGAGAGUGACAUAACAAAGCUCAACAUGAAAG